AGCUCUGAGCAGGAGGUUGCGCUGCGGAGCCUGGAUGUAGCGGGGGGGGGGUCUGCGCGGAGAGCUCCCUGCAGCCCGGGCCGGGGCGGGAGAGGGGCGAAGCGCAGCGGGAGCAGCGGGGCUCUGCCCUGCCCCAGCCAUGGCUCGCCCCAGCAGCCGCCGCCGCCGCCCGUCCGGUUGGUAGCCCCGUGCCGGUCGGGUUGCGCGCCCGGGCCUGGGCUCCGCGCUCCGUGAUGACUAUGAGCUCCCUGGCCGAGAGCCUGCUGGGGCCGGACCCCUCCAAAUCCGCCUUCCUGGAGUUCGGGCACAGCCACCCGCCCUCGCCCCAGCCGCCGCCCUCCCCCGGCCUGACCCACGGCCACUACCCCCUCCACGGCUUGCACGAGGGGGGCCCCUUUGCACCCUACGGACGGUCCGUGGCUUACCCGUACCCCGGCUCGGCCGGCGGCACCCACCACCCGCACCAUCUCCACGGCAGCCCGUACCUGUCCUACACGCAGCCGGCCAGCGCCCUGGGGCACCGGGGCAGACUAGAGGAGACAGAGCACGAGAAAACCACCGUGAUCGAGAACGGCGAGAUCCGCAUCAACGGCAAAGGGAAGAAAAUCCGCAAGCCCCGCACCAUCUACUCCAGCCUGCAGCUCCAGGCUCUCAACCAGCGCUUCCAGCAGACCCAGUAUCUGGCCCUCCCUGAAAGAGCGGAACUGGCGGCGCAGCUGGGACUGACCCAGACGCAGGUCAAGAUCUGGUUUCAGAACAAACGCUCCAAGUACAAGAAGAUCAUGAAGCAGGGCUCCAGCGUUCAGGAAGGGGAGCACCUCCACACCUCUGCAUCCUUGUCCCCCUGCUCACCCAACAUACCCCCUCUCUGGGACGUUUCCAUGGCUGGCAAAGGAGCCCCGAUCCCGCCUAGCAGCUACAUCAACAGCUUUGGACCUUGGUAUCAGCCACACCAGCAAGACGCCAUGCCAAGACCACAUAUGAUGUGACACUGGGCUCUGCCUUGAUCCCUCCUCCCCACCCACCCCCAGAAAAAGAAACACAAGCCCUCAGCUCUUUGAGGAACUGAUGAAACCAUCAAGUCUCCGGGAGUUCCGCCGGCCACAUGGGAAAAUUCUCCAGGCCUUCUGCUGAGAACGUGGAACCUCUGUGAGGAGUUGAUGCUGACAUUUGCAUAGAGCAGAGGAGAGCAAAGGCAAUGAUGUUAUCCCUGCCAGGAAUAAAGAAAACCUACAAAGAAAUUGUUCACCAGUCUGGGGACGUGUUCAGAGACUGGCUUUUUUUCUCCUCUGCUCCUCAGGAAUGUAAAGAGGGAGGAGAUGAUCCUCAAUGGGCGUUAACUGGUGCCAAGUCAAUGGAACUCGGGCAAUUUACAUCAUCUGACAAUCUACACCCCCCCCCCCCAAAUCCCUCCCUCUCUUGGAUAAAGACUUUAUCGACUAUCCAAUAUUACCCUCCUCCCUUUUUGUGCUGUAGGUAGCCCAUUCUAUACACAUCGACAGAUUUCUACUUGGAAAAUAUAUAUGUGUAUAUAAAUCUCUCUAUAAACUCUUCCAUACUGCAAAGCAAAUGCUCACUCCACAUUUGAGUGUCCUGCUGUUAAUAUUUUUAAAGUGCUUUAAUACCAGGAUUGUGUUUACAGACAGUGACUCAGAAGAGUUUGAGGAAUGUAAUUUCCCUCCAGGCCUUUUAUAAAGCGCACCCCCACCCCCACCCCGAAAGGCAGAGAGAGAACUUGUUCGCGUUCAGUUUUAGCCACCAAACAGUGGGGAUUUCUUUCUGGAAGAAUUUGUGAUUCGAUUUAACACACAUUCUCCACAUUCAUUCGAUCUCUAAUCCCCUCCUGUACCCGCCCACCUGAAGCCAUGGUUUCUCCCCUCCUGGCUGGCAAAGAUUUAUUUAUAAAUAACAUUUUGUUAUGAUGUUGUUUCUCUUUAUAAAUAGGGUGUAAAGCUGUAUAGUAAAUGUCUUUCCUCCGAUCGGUUUUUGCCCCCCCCCCAUUUUAUAAUACCAUUUCUAAUGUAAUUUUUCAACUCUGGUCUAAGGAGGGGGAAUAGGUUUUCCCCUGGUCACUACAGGAAAACGUUGAGGAGAAAUGUUUUCUUUAACAAGAAUUGUUUCCAUGUUUUCCCAGUAAAAAGAAUCCAGUGGGGGGUGGGAUAGCCCAAUGGUUUGAGCACUGGCCUGCUAAACCCAGGGUUGUGAGUUCAAUCAUCAAGGGGGCCAUUUGGGGCAAAAAUUGGGGCUUGGUCCUGCUUUGAGCAGGGGGUUGGACUAGAUGACCUCCUGAGGUCCCUUCCAACCCUGAUAUUCUAUGAAUACUUGCUUGGAUUUUUGUUCUGAUUGCUUGGGACAAGGGCCUGCUGGCUGAGGACGUUUGCGCGGGCGCUUGACUUUACUACCGGUAGUAAAAUGUAGGCAGCAAGGGACCGAGGUCUGCAAAGCAGAAUCAGGGAGCAUUGAGCUCCAGGCUGAACAAGCUCGAGGCGAGGGGGGGCGCAGAAUGAGCGUUUUAUUUCCCUAGGGGCCCGAUCCAAAGCUCCUGGGAAGCUUUUUGAGGGACCUAGGGCAGGGGUCGAAUUUCCCAUGCGGACAACGCAAGAGAAGCGCAUUUGCGUUUUAUGCUAUGAGAAAAUUCCGGUUGGGGGGUUAUUACCGGUUUAUUAUUUAGCUCUCCAGCUGUGCCGAGGAGUACAGGGCAAAGGGAGCCUUUCUCCCAGGAGAAAAGGAAGACUUGGGGCACCUUAGAGACUAACGCAUUGAUUUGAGCAUAAGCUUUGGCGAGCUACAGCUCACUUCAUCGGAUGCGAGGGCAGCUUUCUCCCAUGAAAGGAGUGACUCCCUCUCCCAGGCAAAGAGGCAACCUGAAUUCUAGGCCCUGAUCUUGCUUCCAGGUUAGUUAAUGGCCAAAAGUCCCUUUGGUUUCCAGGUUACAGGAGCGGGGCUUACUUUUUUAAAGUUAAUCUCCUGUGAAGACAAAUGGAUCCCUCCUUUCAAAUAUAAUUGUUUAAAAAGCAACCCCCCCCCCCCCCGCCGCCCAUCGUCUCUUGCUGGCUUUCCAAUACCCACCAAAUGUCCGGGUUGCCAACAUCACAAAAGAGCCCUGGCGCAGGCAGGACCAGCCUUGCACCUUGGAGGUGAAAUGCUACCAGAUCCCAAGUACUUUGGGCGGCUGGGGAUGAGGGGAGGGUGCUGGAGACUCGGGCUUCAGGGUCCAACAUCUGUAAGGCCCCAUUUUCAGAGAGGCUCGUAGGCCGCCGCUGGGCACCCGCAAAAAUUAGCUCAAUCGUCAGGCUGGUGCGGAGGAGGAAAUAUCGGGGCAUUAUUUCCGAGGGAGGAAAAUAAUCAUCACACUUAUUAAUAACACUAAUCAUACCUACCUCUAGCGGCUUUUAAGAACUCCAGGAGCAGGAUCCCGCCGCAUUGUUAGGCGGGACCAGAUUUUGCUCUGAGGUGUAAAUCCGGAGUAACCCCCCCCCCCCUCCAGUGGCUCCGGAUUGACCGCGGCGGCACUCGGAGCAGCUGCGGGUCCUGGGCGCCCCUUCAAGGCGCAGGAUCGAACCUUCCGCUGGGGCGGGGGGGUGUCUCCGCUCCGAGGGUCCUGCUGUGGAAAGGGGAGUGGCGGCGGCUGAAGCUGUGGGUGCGACCCCGCAUCCAGUUGGAGGGAAUCUCCCAGCAGGAUAAGUGGGGGGAGGGGCGCGAUUUUGCCAGCUGUCCUUUAAGGGGGAGGCUGACCUAGGGCUCUGCUCCCUUCACCAUUCAAGGGUCGGUGUAAACACCUCCAAAUUAUCGCUGGGGUGUAAUUAGCGCCCAUUAAAUCUCGCCCAGGUCAUUAGAUUCCCCCCCCCCCCCCCCCGCUUUGUUAUAGUCUCUGGGAAUAAAAAGAACCUUUAUCCCCCC
Molecule: messenger RNA, 3900 nt
Organism: Chelonia mydas (Green sea turtle)
Lineage: Eukaryota; Metazoa; Chordata; Testudines; Cheloniidae
Gene: DLX4
Product: distal-less homeobox 4
Exons: 3
Coding region: 234-989 (251 amino acids)
Biological process (GO): embryo development; negative regulation of transcription by RNA polymerase II; cell differentiation
Molecular function (GO): RNA polymerase II cis-regulatory region sequence-specific DNA binding; DNA-binding transcription factor activity, RNA polymerase II-specific
Source: RefSeq, a predicted model, not a curated record